This is a messenger RNA of Sorex fumeus (smoky shrew), 3462 nucleotides long. It is a transcript of the gene KLF6, whose product is annotated as KLF transcription factor 6. Gene Ontology annotation, molecular function: RNA polymerase II cis-regulatory region sequence-specific DNA binding; DNA-binding transcription factor activity, RNA polymerase II-specific. Gene Ontology annotation, biological process: regulation of transcription by RNA polymerase II. The record is from RefSeq and is a predicted model, not a curated record. The transcript has 4 exons. The coding region runs from base 159 to 1010 and encodes 283 amino acids. NCBI's taxonomy places the organism in Eukaryota, Metazoa, Chordata, Mammalia, Eulipotyphla, Soricidae.
UGGGGCGCGGGGCGGCGCGGCCGGCCGGGGCGGAGGAGGCGGCUGCGGCCUUUGAAUAGGGAAGUUGGGCAGCGCCGGCGCGGCCAGUCGUGGGCUGCAGCGAGUCCGCGGGCAGCGCCGUGCACGCUCGGGCGCCCGCGCCGUCCUCGCCGCCCGCCAUGGACGUGCUGCCCAUGUGCAGCAUCUUCCAGGAGCUGCAGAUCGUGCACGAGACCGGCUACUUCUCGGCGCUGCCCUCGCUGGAGGAGUACUGGCAACAGACCUGCCUGGAGCUGGAGCGUUAUCUGCAGAGCGAGCCCUGCUACGUGGCCGCCUCCGACAUCAAGUUCGACGGCCAGGAAGACCUGUGGGCCAAGCUCAUCCUGGCCCGUGAGAAGAAGGAGGACGCAGGCCUCCCGCACCCUAGCAGCACCCCCGAGGACCCCCUCAGCAGCCCUGGCUUUGCCUGCAGCCUGGAGACCAGCAGCCUGAACUCGGACGCCAGCAGCGAGGCCUCCGACAGCUCUGAGGAACUGUCACCCACCUCCAAGUUCGCUUCCGACCCCAUCGGCGAAGCCUUGGCGGGCUCAGGGGGCCUGGGCAGCCCCCUGGCCUCCUCGCCCCCGUCGUCCCCCGAACUGAGCCAGGACCCGUCCCAGCUGUGGGCCUGCGGAUCUGGGGAGCUGCUUCCUGCUGGGAAGAUGCACGGGGGGACUGCGGGGAAGUCCGGGGACAAGGGCAGCGGGGAUGCGUCUCCCGAUGGCCGCCGCAGGGUCCACCGCUGCCACUUCAACGGCUGCAGGAAGGUUUACACCAAAAGCUCCCACCUGAAAGCGCACCAGCGCACACACACAGGAGAGAAGCCGUACCGAUGCUCCUGGGACGGGUGUGAGUGGCGUUUUGCAAGAAGCGAUGAGCUAACCAGACAUUUCCGAAAGCACACGGGCGCCAAGCCUUUUAAAUGCGCCCACUGCGACAGAUGCUUCUCCAGGUCCGACCAUCUGGCCCUGCACAUGAAGAGGCACCUGUGAACCGGCCGCCAUCCCUGCGGCUAAGACGGCUCCGGGCUGCGGCCGGCCUGGCAGAGGCGCCUACCAGCCAGAGCAGCUGCCUGGCUCCCUCCUGCCGGCCUCCAGGGCCCCCUUGGGUGGUCGUUGGUGGGAGGGCCGAGGUGUCCCCGCAGAAGCGCGGAGUGCGGUGGGCAGUGGGGGAGGCCCCGGCCGUGAGCACGGAGCGUGUGGACGGCGUGACUGUGGUGGCCUGUCCCCGUGUGUGGGGCCAGUGCUCGGUGCCUUCCUGUGUGAGGCAGCCGACGCGGUUUGAAUGUUGUGUGUGAGGCGUGCCCCCGAGAUCCUCCUGGGGAUCUGCACCUGAGGGGGGAUUAAAAAAAAAAACACAAAAAAAGUUGUGAAGGCGUGGGGGGCGGGCACGGGGCGGAGGAGACCGGCUCUGAGAGGACCCCUGUGGCGGGUGUGAUGGUGCCCUGGGUGGCCCCAGGACCUUCCCACGCAUGGCGGGAGGUGGGGCCCCGCCCGGGUGACACUUUCCUAUCAGAGUGGCCACCGGUCAGCUAGUCAACGGGCACCGGAAGCUCUUUUCUUUGUGGGGCCCAGUGGACCCCCCCUCUGCCCUGCUGAGGACAGUUGGUCCGGGUGCACGAGCUCCGUAGAGGGUCCCCGUGCCGGGAUGGGCCAGGGCUGUGUUGGGUGUGAGCGGGGCUGGGAUGCUGGUCUCAUGUUCCACCGACCUGGAAGCUGCGGUUUUGCUCGGUGGGGUGGAUGAAACCACUAAAGCUUAGAAACUGUUUUCUCAUGCAGCUAAGUUUCUCUUAUUUAUGCCUUGAGGACUAAUUUCUGGUUUUCCAGCUGAAAAUGCACUGCGGAUCUUAACAAUGGUGCCUUACGCAGGCCCUUCUCGGGCUGUUACAGGGGUGCGGGGGUGCAUGCUUUAUUAAGGCUCUUUUUUUACACCUGGCGUUGUACUGUACCGACGGAGAAUCCCGAAAGCCCGAGUCCAGGCCCUCUCUCACGGACAGACAGCAGGGGGGCAGCCCCCAGCCAUGCAGGGCCUCUCCAGCCUGACGCCCGGGAACAUCGGAGCUUUUCUACCACAGACUUUGGUGUCCAUUUUGCACAACUCUUGUAUAGAUCACACGCUGACCGUGUUGGAUGCGUCUCGUUUCCACGCUUAGGAAAGAUACAGAAGUGUAAAAAAAACAAAAAAACAAAAAACAUAAAAAAAAAAAAACGAUGUUAAUGUAUUUGCUUACAAGGCACAAGGUUUCUGUACCUGUCUAGCUACCUGUUGGUGAUCGCGGAAAGCAGCCUGCUUUGGACAAAAGUGGGCGGAAUUCUUGUGUAUGUAUAUUUGUGUGUAUAGUAUAUGUAUGUGAGUGUAUAUAUAUAUGCUAUAUAUAUAGAUAAUAUAUAAAUAUUUUUUUAAGGAGAAAUUAGAAUGUUAGCUAGAGACUUCCACAGCCAGAGAAGCAGCUUUUCAGAUGGGCCGCGAGGAGGGGGAGCGCGAGGUCCCCCCUUGUCUCGUGCCCCCCGCAGUGGGCAGGUUGGCCACUGUUUGGUCGCAGAACAGAGGUUUGGGUCUUGUGUUCCAGCUCUACCGGAAUAUCUGGCCUGGGAGAAAGCUCAUCCCAAGCUUUCUGUUUUGAAACAUUUGGAUGCCCACCAACCUGGUUUUUUUUUUUUUUCCAGCCCAGAGAUUCUUCCAGGUUUUCCAGAGAGUCACUUUCCCAAACUGGUAUGCCGCAGCGGCCAGCCGAGCAGCCCCCUUGGGUGCUAGGGUAGGAGAUACCCCCAAGGGCUGGCCAGGCUGCUGGUGGGUUUGAUAUUCCUGGGAAUGAGCAAUGCUGAGCGCUCACCUGACUGGUUUGUGAAAUCUGGGCUGACACAGGCACUUAUCUAAAGGACCCGUCUGUCAUUCUGCGGAGUGGGGGGGUGGGGGAUGGACUUUGCUUUCAGCGAGUGAGAAUCCAGAUGAGGGACUGGCUGGGUUUGGUAAAAUGUCUUUAGGCCCUGUAUGUGUUCAGCUGUAUCCGUUCCAUUAAACAAGGAGGUAAACUGAAGACCAAAAAUAAAAACAUAGAAAUAAAUUCGGGGGGUGGGGGGAAGAAACGCCCUCGGCUUGCACAGACGCGAGUGCUGGGGGCUCGGGAGCUGUGGGGGGUGUGUAUGCUGAAGCCUGUCGUUUUCGUAAGAAGUACAGUAAGAGCUACAUUCUGUUCAGGUGAUAACUGAGCCUCAAUCAAGCAGAAACUUUUUUUUGCUUGACGUUGAAAAAAAGAUUUCUAUUCGUGAGAUUUCUUUUUUCUUUUUUUUUUUUGAAAGCACCCUGUUAUCUAAAGAAUCUUUGUAAGAUUUUUGUAAAAUUUUGUUUUACAAGAUUUUAUUUGAAAUUGUUUUUUGCAAGAUUGUUAUAUUUCUGUAUGAAUGUAUUUUUUAUUGGAAUAACAUAAAAGAAUUCUUAUCAGCA